This is a messenger RNA of Leptomonas pyrrhocoris, 2835 nucleotides long. RefSeq lists its product as hypothetical. The transcript has a single exon. The coding region runs from base 190 to 2835 and encodes 881 amino acids. Lineage: Eukaryota; Euglenozoa; Kinetoplastea; Trypanosomatida; Trypanosomatidae. The record is from RefSeq and is a predicted model, not a curated record.
AGCAGCGGCGCGCGGAAGCUUUGUUCUCCACGUGGACGCCAGCACAAAGCACCGUAUAGAAUCUCCUCUUCGUGUGUUUUGUAUCGUUAAGGUUCGGUCGCAUACACGGGCCUCCGCAUCAACGGCACCUCGCUGACAAUACGCAGUGGAACUCACAAACGCCCUUUCCCUUUUUUUUUAUCGCACCAGAUGAAGAGGCGAUCCGCAUCGUCAAAGGAGUACUCGGUGUCGCCUCACACGAACACCACGAGCCCCUCAACGACCGAAGACGCGCUCGGGACGCCGGAGAGCGCUGCGGCGGUGCUCGCCACUUCUCCCGCUACUCCUCCUGCUUUCCCCGCCUCCCCCGCGAUGGGCGAAACGGGGGACUCUGAUACGCAUGCUCACAGCUCUGGUGAGUCCACCGCCUCACCGUCAGUCCCGGCUGUAGGUAGUGCUUCACCGCCUCUCCUCGUGCACGUGCUGGGGACCUCGACGAGCGGCAACCGUGAUGACGAAGCCGAAUCAAGUUCACAGGGUGGGAGUGAAAGAGGGGGUGGCAGGCCUCCAGCGAAAAGCAGUGCGCCUCAGCGGGAGAGGGAAUUCGAGGCCAAAAGCUGCAACUCGCGAAGCGGAAAAGCUCCGCGUACAGAUUUGUCAACGAGAAGCGCGAGUGAGGCGUCAUCGUCCGACGCCAGUCUCGUGGUCCCGGCUGCUUCGGCGGCAGAGGAAACGACGACUCCUUCGCUGCUGGACCCAUAUGAGCCUAGAGUGACCGCGUCUCCUGCGUCCAGGGCAGAUUCCGAGAGCACCCCCGACACCCCGCCCUCAAACGUGAUGGAGGCAUCCAAAGGAGUCGAACAACAAGCGGCGCGAGAAGAUCCAGCGCCAGCGAACGCCGACGCCGCGUCUCGUGCACCGUUGACGGCUCCUGCUGAGGAGAAUGCUGCGCAAGAGGAUGAGGAAAACACUCGCGAUGGCGUCGGCGCCGAAACGAUCUCUUUUCCGCGGAAUGACAUCACAGCGCUUUCUGAAGACAAUUCGAUUGCAAAGGAAGAAGCUUCGCCGCCGGCCCAAAUGGUGCCCUCAGACACAGCAGGGCAAAUUCCCACCGAAGUGAGCGCCGUGGGCAACGAUGCCACUUGCGCACCUGCCGCCCCGACCGAGGAAGGCGCGAGAACACUCGAUGAAACGAAGAGUAUCGUUCUCGGGCAAACCAAACCCACAUCCAACGCAACGGAAGAACACGAUGAUGCAGCAGUGGAUCAGACAGUCACAGCGAGCCAAAGUGGCUUGGCAAGUGAGCAAGCGGAGGAGGCGCACGAUGACCAUCGACAGGAAGCCGAGAUCACAAAGGCCUCAGCGGAGUCACUUGCAACGGUGCCUGAAAGGAUGGAGAAAGACGUCCACGAAUUGUCCCGUGUUCGCAAUGAAGAACAAGCAAGAAGAGAAGCGACGCCCAUUAGCCUGCACCCGCUGACCGAAGACGCACACGCAGGCGCUGAUACCUUCGUAAAGAGCGGAGCCGACGAAACCCAGCCCCAAUUACUCCCUCGUGCGAAGCCUUCUGAGAAGACACGCAAGCGCCGACGCGCGCCGUUAGCCGGUCCAGCUCGCCCACAGCUGCUGCACGCCACUGUGAAUGAAGGCGGCGAUAGUGAAGUGACUGCGCACCGGGGUUAUGCCGCACAAAAGUCAAAUGAGCUGAAAGUGCGUCAUACAGCAACGGACAAAGAGGCAGACACGCGUCCUUCGUCACCCUCCACGACUGUGCCGCCCGUUACGCUGAAAGAGGAGGUGAGGGAGGCGGUGGAAGGUGAGAGCGAUCUCGAAAGUGAGCACGCAACCGAUACCCUGGAUGAUGCUAGAGUGACAAUUUCUGCCACCGCUAACACGCAGACGGGCAGCGAGGAUCGGCCACUACCGCGGCGCGUCAAGACAGAACCGCCUGCGGACCGAAAGGCCAACAUCACAAUGGCCGCUCCCCUUUCCCCCUCAUCUCCCACCACCAUAGCCGAACGAGCAGCCAUGGCGGUCGUUUCCGAUGCUGACCACACGGGACGCUGGGCACCAUCGAGCACACGAGAGAGCACAUCAGCCGCGUCAGAGGACAACGCCACUGCACCGCCGACAAAAAGUGCGCUCGACGACGACACCGAGGCAACUGACACGAAGCGCGCUGCGCCUGCUUCGGUCUCCUCGUCCUCUCCGGUCCCAUCCCCAGCUAGCCCCGCACCGCACUCUUUUCCUGCGCCGCCAUCAGCGCCGGCCGACGCUCCAAACACUGCCUCGGCCCCUUCAUCCACAAAACCGGUGCUGAACAUCGCCGGGGUGAACGUGCAGGCGCUGCUCGCCGAGAACCCCGACCCGCCCCCGCUGUACUUCCGACGGCAGCGCCGCACCCGACGCAAGUCGGUCCUGACACAGGAAAAUUCCAUCUUUGCGGAGCACCGAGACUUGUGCCGGCACGAUCAAACCCACCGUGUCAUCGCGCGUGCUCCUUUCGCGAGUGACGCGGAUGUGCUGAACUCCUUGGUGGAGUGGACGGACUCACCGGCGUUGGUGUACGCACGUCUGCUAUGGCGGUGUGCCCCGCAGCCGUUUCUGCACGCCGCCAUGUACGGCUUCAGCCCCGCUGUGCACCUCAAAAAAGAGACGAAGCCGCACGCUGUGGAUGAAGCUGCUAGUCGUAAAAAAAGAGAAGGGGAGGGGAGGGGGAGGAGGAGGACUGACGCGGGAGGCGUGAACACCGAUGCGGCGCGUGACCCAAGCGGCCAGCAAGUAGAGGACAUGACGGCGCAACGGUGUUGUUCCUUUUUUUUUUCUUCUUGCGAGACGCACCGGGGUUUUGUGUGA